AUGGCCGACAAGAGAGUCAUUGUCACUUAUUGUGACGAUGCCCAAAUAUGGACUCACUUGUCUGAAGAAUUGUCAAACAGGUUGCCACUCAGAAACAUGUCCUGGCAAGGAAUCCCUUCCAGAAAUACCACAAUCUCCUCGGCGACAUCGGCCAUCUCCACAUCUUCACCACUACCCAGUCCAUUAUCUGACAGGCCUCCUACCACGCUUGCUGCUAGUAACUCUAAUCUCCAUCACCCCUCUUCUUCCGCCCCCGAUCGCGAUAAAAUGUCCGCUUCGAGACCUAUAGACAUGCUGGAUAUUGAGCUCAAGAAAUUCUCCCAGGACGUAUUCCCGAAAGAAGGUCCAAUCACUCUCAAUCCUUCCACCAUAUUCUGCCAUAUGUAUCUUGUUAGCUGUGAAGACGCCGAACUAUACAAGGCUACCGUAAAGAAACAAAUCCAAGAUUGGGUAAACCUAGUCACAUCCAAAAGAAACCAGGAAUAUAUGAUUGUCUACCUGCCUGGUCCAAGUGAAAAAAGAAGCUCGAGAUUCCUCACUGUAGGAAGCUCGGUCUUUGACAAGAUUAAGGCCGACUUCAACACGAAACGUGAUCGAGUCGCUCAGCUAAAACUCUUCCAGCCGGGCCUAUCCGAUCUAGAAAUAUGGGGCGACUUCUUCAACAAGAUGAAGGAAACCAUUCUUGCUGGUUUUACGCUGCAACUAGUACAGCGCGAUGAAGAUACUAAACGCCUGGAAACACAACGGCACUUGCCUGGUUGGAAUUACAAUCAAUACUUUAUACUCAAGGAAUCUCUGUCAAAUAUGUUUGAAGUCAUGACGAUUUACGAUGCUGCUUUACAAUGCUAUGAUGAACUAGAAGCACUCUUUACCCAAAUGCAGAAUCAAGGUGCCGCAUGGUUCAAAGCAUUUGGCGGUACUGAUAUCGGCGACGAUUCAGAAGACAUCUUCAAUCUCAAAAGAAAACCUUAUCGUGACCUCAUCCUACAAACUAAUUGUACCAUAUUCGACUUUCGCAUUUAUCUAUUCGGACGACAGUGUCAAAUGCUCGUCAAACUCAACAUGCCUACGGAAAUAUGCCAACGGGCAAAAGUAUUCAUCUCUAUGUUUUCCCGGACUCUACGAGAAUAUCAGACAUCACUUAUUCCCCACUUUGCUGAAGUAUGGAUAUACUCCACUUGUUUGCAUAUUGUAUCGCACUGUGAAGAAGUGCUCGCUGUUGCUAAACAGAAUUCUGUUGCUCUGGAUUUAUACGAGGCCGCAAAGGCUGAUUUACUACAUUAUGCAUGGUGUCAACUGGACUCUCUUGGUGGAUUAGCUGGUCUGAUUGCACCUCAUACCCUCUCAAGUCCAGCAAGCGCUUCAAAGGCUGGCGCUGCUUCUCUAUCCGUAACGGAUAUCACAAACGAAGAAUUGAAGAGCGCUUUACAGUCUGAGCAACUCUUUGACGAUCUCUAUCUGAACUUGUCGGCUCGCGCUGCCAAAUGCUUCGAGUUGGGUCAUCGGCCACGGCAGAGCAUGAUGCUACACAACGACGCAGCCAAUUUACACUUCCACCGUAAACGAUAUCUCGAAGCCUCAAAGGAAUGGGAGUCUAUAGUGUUCAAAUAUUCUGCGGCGGGAUGGGUGUCGAUAGAUACCAUUCUUUUGGAAAAAUUAUCAACGUGUCAAGAAGAAUUAGGUCAAAAGACUCAACUAGUGCAGUCCUGUCUACACAUUCUGUCUCAUCCUUCAGCAAUAUCAACUGAAAAGUUAUCCUCCUUUGUCAACAAACUACAGAAAGUCUCAAAGGAAAUGGACGGACCUAUAUUGAGAGACAGCGACACGCUUUUCCAGGUUUCUGUGAUGGGCCUGGUAGUAAAAGUAGGAGAUGAAGACGGGCUGAAUGUUGAAAUCAAUAUUCAUUCUACGCUCCCCAAGGAAGUUUUGCUGGACAAGGCGUCUCUAUGCAUGGUCGGUGGUGAAAUGAAUGAAGAUGUUAUUCUUACGAGACUGGAUGUCUUGAUAAAACCUGGCUCUAAUGUGAUUCGAGUGUCCUCAGAGAAAACUAGCGUUCCUGGUUCUUAUGCAGUGGAAAAUGUCAAGUUGAAUAUUGGUCAGGUCACAUUUUCCUACAAUUUGCUCAAAGACAAUCGCAAGCAUGUCUUCAAAAUUCUUGAGCACGCUACGUCGUUACGACUUACUGUAUCUCUACCUGAUCAAUUGGUGUACGGCGAGCCCGUUAGUGUCGUCCAAAUGAGAAUUUAUUCUCGUCAGACUGCCUUCGAAUCUGGAACCAUCACUUGCUCAUCAUUGUCUGGGCUCCUCAUCCUCCCACCAAAAUCCGUCACCUUUCGUAUUUUUUCAGCUCUUGAUGAUCGUCAUAGUGACCCAGUACGAGAGCAAACGAGGGAAACUAUCGAUGGGCGCAUUCAAGUACCUAGCUGUGGAGAAAACGACGUGAUUGAGUUUCUAGUGCCAUUCUCAAUCCCGCCACCAUCUCAAAUGACAUCUCCUAUUGGACGAGUUGAUCCUCGAACCAACGAGUUGGAACACUUGAUCAAAAUUACAAUGCCCUACACCACAUCAGACUCUCGUCGCCGAAUAUAUUCCGCAGUGGAAAGGGUUAAAAUGGGAAUUCCAUUUCUCAUUGGGCACAGUGUCAUGGAGAGUGAAAAGGGGCUGCAUGUUUCUGUCGGUGCAGUAGGAGGAAGAGAAAUUCCUACACGGCUUGUCUCGUCUCAAAUGGUGGCUCCUCCCUCGUUCUCAGUCAAGGAAUAUUUUACAGCCUCGAACCAGGUCGAAGCCUUUAUAAUUAGCCAGCUCGAGAAUUACCUGCAUAACCACUCAGCUGCUCAGUACAUUGGGUUCUUGACUCAGUACUUGCGGGACAGAGUAUUGCACAGACUAGAUUAUGCAAGUUAUGCCAUUCUAGAUAGCAUGCCAUUUGUAGAAUAUGAUAAAGCAGGACUGGCAAUGUCGUUAAGCUCGGAGGAUGCUGAUGUUCGUGAGAAAUUGUUGGAUUUGGUGGAUGACUUUCAAGAGUCCCAUAGAACCAUUGACAUGGCUGCUGUCAGAGAUUCAGUCAAGAUGCUACCGAAAACGAUAAUCUACAACGUUUAUUUGCCAUCUUCUCAGAUUCUACUCACUGCGGAUCUUGGACUCUGUGGCUCUCAAACCAAUUUUGUCAUUGGAGAUAUUAUACCAUGCAAGUUGACUAUCUCAGAAUCGAGAUGGCCAGCUGGCACUUCUCUCCAAGCUAUAGAGGUAGUUUGUGAAGCUGUAGUCCAAAAUGAUUUGUGGAUGUUUUCAGGAAAAAAGAGACGAAUUCUGACACUUGAGCAAGGAAAGGGCUUCACGAGUAUGAUUAGCCUUAUACCAUUAAAGAAUGGCAUGCUCCCCUUGCCAACCUUUCAAAUCUCGCCUUUCCGUGUAAAUGGCGAGCCUGUCAAUUAUGAUACCCCUCCAAUAGCCCAGAUACAUUUUUUCGGAGCUCGACAAGUAUCUGUGAUUCCCCCGUCUUCGUCACAACAGAUAUUCGUCAGUGACGAACCAUCAUUUGUCAAGGGAAGCGUCCAAAGCUGGAAGUUUCUGAGUUGA
This is a messenger RNA of Synchytrium microbalum, 3579 nucleotides long. RefSeq lists its product as uncharacterized. NCBI's taxonomy places the organism in Eukaryota, Fungi, Chytridiomycota, Chytridiomycetes, Synchytriales, Synchytriaceae. The coding region runs from base 1 to 3579 and encodes 1192 amino acids. The transcript has 17 exons. Gene Ontology annotation, cellular component: TRAPPII protein complex. Gene Ontology annotation, biological process: early endosome to Golgi transport; intra-Golgi vesicle-mediated transport. The record is from RefSeq and is a predicted model, not a curated record.